GCCAUGGAGGAAGCCCUCAACAGCACGAUUGAUCCGGCUUGUUUACAAGAGCCCCCGCUGGCUAUCGACGUGAUAAAGCAGCUAGAUGUGUUUGAAUUUUGGCUGUACUCCAUGUUCACCUUCAUGUCCUGCAUGUCCCUGCUGCUAUACCUGGAACAGUGUGUCUACAUUUAUAAAAAACUGCCCUACCCCAAGAAGACCACCAUCAUGUGGAUAAAUGGAGCAGCACCAGUCAUUGCAACCAUGGCUUGUUUUGGGAUGUGGAUCCCGAGGGCAGUCAUGCUCACAGACAUGACAUCUAAUUGUUAUUUUGCAGUCGUGGUGUAUAAGGUCUUGGUUCUGAUGAUCGAGGAGUUUGGGGGCAGCAGUGUUUUUCUGGAGCGGUUUUCUGGUAAAACCUUUAGGAUCAACACAGGACCCUGCUGCUGCUGCUGCCCAUGUUUACCCCGCGUGCCCUUGUCACGGCGACUGUUGUUCUGGCUGAAGUUGGGUGCGCUUCAGUAUGCAAUCCUAAAGACGGUGCUCUCUAUCCUCGCCAUAAUACUGUGGACAAACGGCAACUUUGAUCUCUCUGACCUAGAGAUCACUGGUACGGCCAUUUGGAUUAACCCAUUCAUUGGCAUUCUCACUAUCACCUCCCUUUGGCCGGUUGCCAUCGUCUUCAUGAACACUAACAUAUUUCUACGCAGCCUCAAAAUUGUGCCCAAGUACGCCAUGUACCAACUAGUACUUGUACUGAGUCAGCUGCAGACAUCAAUCAUUAACAUCCUGGCCUUGGAUGGAACCAUCGCCUGUGCCCCUCCCUUCUCCUCUCAAGCUCGUGGAUCCAUGCUGAGUCAGCAGAUGAUGAUCAUGGAGAUGUUCAUCAUCACUCUGGUCAAUCGGUUUUUGUACCGUCGUAUAUAUGACUCACUUCCCUCUGAGGCACAUGACAACGACCACAACGACAAGGCCGCCCUGCAGGCUGCUCUCGUGGAGCAUGAUGUUUAA
This is a messenger RNA of Micropterus dolomieu (smallmouth bass), 990 nucleotides long. RefSeq names its product organic solute transporter subunit alpha-like. The transcript is spliced from 8 exons. Bases 4 to 990 code for a protein of 328 amino acids. Gene Ontology annotation, biological process: transport. The record is from RefSeq and is a predicted model, not a curated record. Gene Ontology annotation, molecular function: transporter activity. NCBI's taxonomy places the organism in Eukaryota, Metazoa, Chordata, Actinopteri, Centrarchiformes, Centrarchidae.